This is a messenger RNA of Saccoglossus kowalevskii, 1635 nucleotides long. It is a transcript of the gene Wnt8, whose product is annotated as wingless-type MMTV integration site family, member 8. Gene Ontology annotation, cellular component: extracellular region. Gene Ontology annotation, biological process: cell fate commitment; neuron differentiation; multicellular organism development. NCBI's taxonomy places the organism in Eukaryota, Metazoa, Hemichordata, Enteropneusta, Harrimaniidae. Gene Ontology annotation, molecular function: frizzled binding; cytokine activity. The record is from RefSeq and is marked provisional.
GCCUUAUCUUGGAGUAACAUCGUCAUUGAAUCUCGCUUAAAAAUCAUCGUAUUACCAGCAUGUAUUCUAUUGUAUUAAGCUGUAUCCUCGGAUUUCUGAUACUUGAAUCGCAGCAUGGAGUCCAAUCUUGGUCGUUAAACAAUUUCCUUAUGACAGGACCAAAGGCAUAUUUGACGUUUUCCCAGAGUGUUGCCGCCGGUGCGAUGCAUGGAAUGGAAGAGUGUCGUCAUCAGUUUCUGUGGGAUCGUUGGAAUUGUCCAGAGAGUUCAUUGCCUAUGUUUACCCAGAAUGCACUGGAACGCGCGAACAGAGAGACAUCGUUUGUGCACGCUAUUAGCUCUGCCGGCGUCAUGUACACGCUGACGAGAAACUGUAGCCUCGGUGAUUUCGAUAAGUGCGGCUGUGACGACACCAAAAAGGGCGAUCAAGGCGGCGAAGGUUGGAAAUGGGGCGGCUGCAGCGAUAACGUAAACUUUGGCGAAAGAGUGUCUAAAAUGUUCGUUGACGCAUUAGUGACGGGUAAAGAUGCAUGGGCUGUUAUGAACCUUCACAACAACGAAGCUGGUCGAAAGGCUGUGCGCCAGACUCUGAAACGUACGUGCAAGUGUCAUGGUGUAUCAGGAAGCUGCACGACGCAAACCUGUUGGAAACAGUUAUCGGAGUUUCGAGUGAUUGGCGAUUUUCUGAAGCGGAAAUACGGAAACGGUCUCCUCGUCGAUUACGUGCGUGGUGGAUUAGAAAAGGCCAACAGCGCCAGUGAACAGGCUCUCUCACCUCUCAGUAAAAAAGACCUGGUCUACCUGGAGGCUUCGCCCGACUACUGCCGUGUCAACGUUUCUGCCGGUAGUAUGGGUACCGUCGGAAGAGAGUGCGUCCGUGGUACCAAGAAAAGCAAAGACGAACAAGGGAAAUGGGAAAAACAGAGCUGUAAGAGGUUGUGCUCUACCUGCGGUUUGAAAGUUAAGAAGACCAAAGUCAUAGAGAAGUCGAGCUGUAACUGCAAGUUUCACUGGUGUUGCUCCGUGAAAUGCGACGAAUGUCAACAAGAGGUCACCAAGCUUACGUGCCAGACUUAAGGACUAGCAGCGUAUAUCUGUUGCUAAUGUAACUCUACCUACUCCGUUACCAUGCCAACCAAACGUAUAUGUGUGCCGUGUGCUCAACUAGACAAUGUGACAACAUUCUUGAAUUUAACUCGGAGAUCGAACUCUCAGAACUCUCCAAGGACCAAAUAUCUGGUUAAAAUAUCUCAAGUGUUUUGGAUUUUUGUUGCCAAGAAUUAUAACAUUUUCCGACCUCGUCGACAAACCAUACUGCCUUCAGGUUAUUGAAAUAAAUAACGCAAUUACAAUACAAUUGCAAUUUUAUAUAAAAAAACAAAAAAACAGUCGAACCCACCGUAUUUUUGGAAACGUCUUCUCUUCAUAAUGUUAUUCCUUUAAGAAAGGACGAUAUCGGAUUAUCACAAGAGGGCGUGCUCAACUAGCUCAUUUUAUUCUCAAUUUUGUUGCUUUUUGUACAUAUUAAUCAUGUUAUUUAUUGCAUUGUUGUAUAAUAUUUUAAUAGUUUUCUAUUUCCUGUAAAUCAUUUUGAAUAUACCUAUUAAGUAAAUAAAUAUGACCUAGUUAAUACUGU